GAUUGUUAGAUUGUUUCCCUGUUCAUACACAGGCGUGUGUGUGUGUGUGUGUGUGUGUGUGUGUGUGUGUGUGUGUGUGUGUGUUUUCACAGCUGUACGAAGAAAGCUGAAACUGGCUGCUCACGGAGACACUAAGCAUCUCUGCCUAGACCCUGCUCGGGCCAUGAUGCCUGGAGUGUCCCUGCCCAGUAGGAGGAUGAACUUGUGCACUGCUAUUUUAGCCCAGAGGAGUUCUCUCUUUACCAAGCAGUUUUUCUGCACAGUACAUAUUUAUCCAGGGUACAUAGACUUAAGCCAAAUAUUAACUAACAAUCAACUGGAUGCACUGUAAUGUGAUUGAGCAGACCUUUCUGGAAAGAACCAUAUGUAUGCUUUCCCCUGUCCUGGGAGCAGGUUGCCCUGAGUAGGAACAAAUGUGCUAAGAGAAUAUCAAUUAUAAAAUAAAACCCGGACCUUAUCCAAAAGGGCCAGUGAUAUUUUAGCAUAGGCCAAUAAGGUGAAUUAAACGUAUGCUAUGAGUCAAGCGUUUUGUCCCAGGUCUUCUCUAGACACAUGCAUGUCGAUUCCUUUCCUUUCCUCACCCCCUGUCCAGGCUCUUGGAAGAUAUGCGAUGCCAGUAUUAACCAGGCAGCUAUAGGAUUCUACUAAAUCCCCUGGGGGGCAGUCUGAUGACAUCAGGCAACAGCUAAAGUGAUGCUGGAGUCUAUGUGUUUUUCCCUCUUGAUUUUGCACAGUUGUAUGCAUGUUUUUUUGUUUAUGACAUGGCCCUCUAGAGUUCCUUCUCACCUGGAAUGAGUUGCUAUGUAGCUCGGAGAGCAUGACCAAGCAAUGCUGCCACAGUGAUCUAUCUUACCAGUACCAUAGCUGCUAUCCACUCUGGGAAAAGAUGCAUGCUUUUUGCUUCUGUGAGAAAAGACAGGAUUUGAAAAGAUGCCGAGCAAGGAUACUGUGUUUAAGGGUAAGAGAGCAAACAUCAGACCAGAACCUUUGCUUCUGGAAAACAGCUGGUUUUAAGGGGUUUGACAGCUGGGCUGCAGCCAUAGGGAAGCCAGGAGCAUUCUUGACUCUUCUUUCUCCUUAUAAAAAAAAAAAAAGGAGUUGCCUUUCCUUUCCCAGAAUGGAGUGGUAUGUGCUACAGUGUGAAAAUAAGAAAGACCGAGGAGGGGAGUGUUGGGGAGGACAGAAGGACCCUUUCUUCUUAUGUUGGCCUGGUUUGGGGAAUGGGGAACAUCUCUUCUUGGAUCUCAAGAUUCCAUUCUGAGUGUUCCUUUCUGGCCUCCUGACAGGUUGUUUACUGAGCAAAGCCAGAGGGCACAGAACAUCCCUGCGUCAUCAACUCCUGCUGAUCCCCUUCCCCAAGUUUGGAGCCCUGGAGGAGCAGCACGGAGUGGGAGAGCUUGGCGAGAGAAUGAAGACACUAACCGCCUGGGAGAAGCAUGAGGUGGCCGUGCAGCUCUCGGUUUAGAGGGCUUUGGCCGGAGGCCGCCCCAUGGGCAGUCCUGCUGGCACUAGGCGUGCCCGGGUGGGUGCUGGCUGUCUCGGCCACGGUGGCCGCUGUGGUCCCGGAACAGCAUGUCUCCUCGGCUGGUCAGGCUCCCCUGGACUGGCUGCUCACAGACCGAGGCCCCUUCCACCGUGCCCAGGAGUAUGCUGAUUUCAUGGAGCGUUACCGCCAGGGGUUCACGACCAGAUACAGGAUCUACAGGGAGUUUGCCCGAUGGAAAGUGAACAACUUGGCCUUAGAAAGGAAAGACUUCUUCAGUUUGCCCCUGCCUCUCGCCCCAGAGUUUGUCCGCAACAUCCGCCUCCUUGGAAGGAGACCCAACCUGCAGCAGGUCACUGAAAACCUCAUCAAAAAGUACGGCACUCAUUUCUUACUUUCUGCCACUCUUGGAGGAGAAGAGUCCCUGACCAUUUUUGUGGACAAGAGGAAACUUAGCAGAAAGUCAGAAACACCAGGAGGUGUUCCUGUAGUGGGGGGCACUGGGAACAGCUCUGCUGUGUCUCUGGAAACCCUGCACCAGCUGGCAGCCUCCUACUUCAUUGACAGAGAGAGCACACUGCGAAGACUUCACCAUAUCCAAAUAGCCACAGGGGCCAUAAAGGUCACAGAGACCAGGACCGGUCCACUGGGCUGCAGCAACUAUGACAAUCUGGACUCUGUCAGCUCUGUCCUGGUUCAGAGUCCAGAGAACAAAGUGCAGUUAUUGGGCCUGCAGGUGCUGCUCCCUGAACACCUGCGUGAGCGGUUUGUGGCUGCAGCACUCAGCUACAUCACAUGCAGCUCUGAGGGUGAGCUUGUCUGCAGGGAGAAUGACUGCUGGUGCAAGUGCAGCCCCACGUUCCCAGAAUGCAACUGUCCUGAUGCUGACAUUCAAGCUAUGGAAGACAGCUUGCUGCAGAUCCAAGACUCCUGGGCCACUCACAACAGGCAGUUUGAAGAGUCAGAAGAAUUCCAGACCCUGCUGAAGAGGCUCCCCAGCGACCGAUUCCUGAACUCCACAGCCAUCUCCCAGUACUGGACCAUGGACGCCAACCUCCAGCACCGUUAUCAGCAGCUGGGAGCCAGCUUGAAAGUCCUGUUAAAGAAGAUGCACCGGAUCGUCCGCCGCCUCUUCAAUCUCUGCAAGCGCUGCCAUCGGCAGCCUCGCUUCCGCCUGCCCAAGGAGAGAUCCUUGUCUUUCUGGUGGAACCGAAUCCAGUCCCUUCUCUACUGUGGAGAAAGCACCUUCCCUGGGACAUUCCUGGAACAGAGCCACAGCUGCACCUGUCCCUAUGACCAAUCUUCCUGCCAGGGCCCCAUUCCAUGUGCCUUGGGGGAAGGGCCUGCAUGUGCCCACUGUGCUUCAGAUAAUACCACGCGCUGUGGGAGUUGUAACCCUGGUUAUGUGCUAGCCCAGGGACUGUGCCGGCCAGAGGUAGCCGAGUCCCUGGAGAACUUUCUUGGGCUGGAGACAGACCUGCAGGACCUUGAGCUGAAGUACCUGCUGCAGAAGCGAGAUAGCCGCAUUGAGGUGCACUCCAUCUUUAUCAGCAAUGACAUGCGUCUGGGCAGCUGGUUUGACCCUUCCUGGAGGAAGCGGAUGCUCCUCACUCUGAAGAGUAACAAGUACAAGCCAGGCCUGGUGCAUGUGAUGUUAGCCUUGUCCUUGCAGAUCUGCCUCACUAAGAACAGCACCCUGGAGCCCGUCAUGGCCAUCUAUGUGAACCCCUUCGGGGGCAGCCACUCUGAGAGCUGGUUCAUGCCUGUAAAUGAGGGCAGCUUUCCAGACUGGGAAAGGACUAACGUAGAUGCAGCUGCCCAGUGCCAAAACUGGACUAUCACUUUGGGGAACAGGUGGAAGACUUUUUUUGAGACAGUCCAUGUUUACCUACGGAGCCGAAUCAAGUCCCUGGAUGACAGCUCCAACGAGACAAUCUACUAUGAGCCCCUGGAGAUGACUGAUCCCUCCAAGAAUUUGGGCUACAUGAAAAUCAACACUUUGCAGGUCUUUGGCUACAGCCUGCCCUUUGACCCGGAUGCUAUCCGAGACUUAAUUCUCCAGCUGGACUACCCGUACACUCAAGGUUCCCAGGACUCUGCACUCUUACAACUCAUUGAGCUUAGAGACCGGGUGAACCAACUCUCUCCCCCUGGCAAAGUCCGGCUUGAUCUUUUCUCCUGCUUGCUCCGGCAUAGGCUCAAGCUGGCCAACAACGAGGUGGGCAGGAUCCAGUCCUCCCUGAGAGCUUUCAAUUCCAAGCUGCCAAAUCCUGUGGAGUAUGAGACAGGCAAACUCUGUAGCUAAUGGGGGAACUACCCCAGUGCUGGUCAGAGAGUUGGUCCACACAUUCAGGGUGCAAAGAUAAUCCAAGCCCUCACCUCAGUGCCAACAGAGUGCUUCUAAGAGACUUUUAGCACCUGGGAGAUAGGAGCUCAAGGCUUGGACUGAAGCAGGCGAAAAACAAUGAAACAGCCACUGCACACAUGCACAAGUGCAUAUAACACCCUACCACACACACUCACAGGGAGGCCACAGCCCAGCCACCUCGAAUCUGUAAAGUUGGUGCUCUCUAAAAUGAAUGCAGUUGAAGAAGAACCAAGGAAGAGAUAAAAGAGCUGGCUCAACCAGGAAAGAAAUGACUGAAAAAAAAAAUACGUUUCAAAGUGAUUCUUGUCAUCCAGGAUAGCAAGAGGGGACAGAAGUGGGAGGGGCAGGAGACCUCCCCUCUGUGGAGUCACUUUUGUAUUCUUUUUAACCAGAUUUCUUAAAAUGUCAUUGUUCUGUGACUCCCUGCACUGCUCCUUACUCUUUGUACAGUGCCUCCCUGCACCCUGGAGGCCUUGGGGCUACCGCUCUUGGUGUCCUUGGAAAGUGUAUGCAGUGCUAAAGCAGAGGAGCUCACGCUAAGGGCAGGCCACGGCCUCUUUACUCCCUCCCCCACUUCUUCCUCCUGCCAGCUCCCUCACCUUCUUGGCCUCCCCAGUUUCAGAGUUUUGACUUGUUCCAAGAGCCCCUCACAGUUCAUCCAGAGUCCUCUUCCCGCAGCACCCGUCUGUUCAAGGAAGCAGUUUUGUCAAGUUAGAGAGACAACAUAUAUGGAAAUGUUCUUUUUAAAAAAAAAAACAACAAAACAAAAAAUAUUUAUUUUGUGAUUGUUUUCUUGUCAACCUGCUCCAGUCACAUGAACCUCUGAGUAAAGUUUUACUUGGUUUAACACA
Molecule: messenger RNA, 4702 nt
Organism: Rattus rattus (black rat)
Lineage: Eukaryota; Metazoa; Chordata; Mammalia; Rodentia; Muridae
Gene: Brinp2
Product: BMP/retinoic acid inducible neural specific 2
Exons: 8
Coding region: 1437-3788 (783 amino acids)
Biological process (GO): positive regulation of neuron differentiation; negative regulation of mitotic cell cycle
Source: RefSeq, a predicted model, not a curated record